CCAUAGUUUUAAGAUAAACAAACAAAGGGAUGGGUGUUCAUACAGCCGUGAUUUUUGGCGCAAUUUUUGUGUUUUUUGACGUCGCAUAUACGUUGGAGCCUUCGAGGGUUGUGACGACGAAACAGGGUAAAGUUGAGGGUAAUUUAGCGACAAAUGGAUUGUAUUAUGAAUUUUUGGGGAUAAGAUAUGGUGUCCCUGUAAAAUUUAGGGCACCAGAUGAACCUCCAACGUUCGACGAAACUUACAAAGCUGAUAAUCGAGCAGUCUUAUGUCCCCAAUUCCUUACCACAGACCCCUUAGCUGCUCCCAGCGACAAUGAAGACUGUCUAGUUCUAAACAUCUUUUCCCCGAGCGCUGUUGUCAAUGAAUCUAUACCCGUCCUUGUCUUUCUCCACGGAGGAGGCUUCGGCAUCGGUUCAGGAUCACCAAGCUUCUACGGGCCACAAUAUUUAGUCAGUCACGGCAUUAUUGUCGUCACGGUCAACUAUAGACUCAACGUUUACGGUUUUCUAAAUCUAGGUAUAGAAGACGCCCCUGGUAACGCCGGACUUAAAGAUAUAAGAGCCGCUUUGAGAUGGAUUAAGGAUAAUAUUAAUGGUUUCAAUGGAGAUCCUGAUAAUAUCACAGUUAUGGGGCAAGGCAGUGGGGGAAUUGCGGCUAUAUAUCUAACGUUAUCUGAAACAACUAAAGGUUUAUUCCAUAGGAUUAUUUCUGAAAGCGGUAGUCUGUUUUCGCCUCAAUCUUUCGAUGCAAAGCCAUUGAAGACUGCAAGCCAGGUAGCUAAAGCACUAGGACUGAACACUAUGGACCCUAAAAAGUUGUUGAAAGUGUACACCGAAACGGAAAUCAACAAAGUUGAGGAAGCCAUUUCUAAACAAAUGAAUCCAAAAUCUGUUUUCGUGCCAUCAGUUGAAAAGAUCUUCGAAGAUGAAGAGGCAUUUAUUACUGAUACUCCUUACAAUAUAAUAUCUAGUAAAGAUUUUAAUCCAGUACCCAUUAUACUCGGUUUAAACACCGUCGAGGGCUUGAUCAGCACUUUAGAUUACAACACUAUAACAAGUCAAAUGGACAGAAUCAAGAAUGAAGACUAUUCGGCAUUGGAUCAAAGAAGUUUGAUAGUUCCUAAAGAUGAAAUAGAAGAAUUUAGAGAAACGUUAAAAGAAACUUAUUUUACUAAUACCACAUCAGACGAAUCAUUGAUCGGUGGAAUCAUCAAUUUGAAUACAGACUUCUCAUUCGUCGGGCCAAUGUCCUUGUUUUCAGAAUUAUAUUCUAAUCAUUCGGAUGUUCCGGUUUACGAAUAUAUUUUCAAUUACAUCGGUAGCAGGAAUCUAGGGAGGCUGUUGACGAAUAGCAGUUUGGCCGCGACAGCCAAUCAGGACGAAUUAUUUUAUUUGUUCGAGCUGGAAAGAGUUCCGUUGCCGAUGGAUGAAGAUGAUGCUAGAAUGGUCACCUUUAUGACAAUGAUGUGGACAAACUUUGCCCGAUACGGUUCUCCAACUCCGGAACCUGGCAAUGGAGAAUGGUUGCCAUACCCUCACCACCUGGCCAUAACCCUGGAACCCCAGUACGUGACCCCGCUGACGCCUGACAGAGCGUACUUUUGGCGCGCUUUCUACAACAAAUAUGGCGCUGACAUUUACUAGAAUUAGAGAAAACGGAAAAAGUUAUUAUUAAUAAUUUAUUUUACUUUGUAAGUUGAUGUUUAUGUUCGUAAUAUUUCGGUGUAACUUUUCUAUAUAUUGGUUUUAUUAUUUUAUUGACUUCUAAUUUUCUUCAUAAAAAUACCUAUACAUAUAAGUAUUAUUACUUACAAAUACCUAAUCUAUCGUAUUUUUUGUAUUUUAUGUGUAAGUGUUUGUUUAACAUAUUUUCUAAUAUUAUUUUUAAAAGUAUGUACCUACCUUACCGUAUAAUAUUAUAUUUAUGUAAUAUUCAAUUAUAUACUUACAAUCUAUAAUAAUAAGUGAUAUACAUAUAUCGAAAAAAGUAAAUAUUACAAAUGAUACAAUUCUUAUGUCACAUAAAACAAAUACCUACUUUAUGAUAAAAGCAUUAUCUUACGGUCAACUAUUUGGUCACACAGAGAAUGCAAUGUGAGAGCCAAAAAAUAAAAGUUUAUAAUAAGACCACAAUAAAUUGAUACAUAUUUAAACUCA
Molecule: messenger RNA, 2159 nt
Organism: Plodia interpunctella (Indianmeal moth)
Lineage: Eukaryota; Metazoa; Arthropoda; Insecta; Lepidoptera; Pyralidae
Product: juvenile hormone esterase-like
Exons: 3
Coding region: 30-1646 (538 amino acids)
Source: RefSeq, a predicted model, not a curated record